AUGUUUUUAAGAUAUUUUCUGGUUGCAAAAAUUAUCACCAAAAAUGAUGGUGGUGUUUUCAAUAAACUUGUCACAUUAGUUAAUCAACAAAGAUCCUUUGCAUUUAAACCAACUGCUGUAUUGUUUAAAUCAAAAAAGAAGAAAAACAAACAACUGCAGAUUGAUCAAUUAACUAAUGCUCUUACUAAAACUACAACUCAAUUGGCUACACAAAUUGAAACUAUUCAACAUAAUCAACAAGAGAAGCAGCUGCAACAACAAGAAUUGAAUGAUAAUCCAAAAGUUGAAAGUUCACCACAAACCUCCUUGGAUCCACUUAUCGAUCUUCCAUUUGUUCCAUCUAGUCUCAAUUAUUCUCUUAACAAUAGCAAUUUGGCAAGUAUAAAACGUUUAAUAAAAUUGAGUAAACCAGAUUCAACUAUUGAUGAUGGUAGUAAUAAUUGGACUUUUUUUGAAACGGGGUUAUUUUGGUUUAAAGAUGAAUUACACCAAUUUGAUAAAGAGCUUAAUUUUGACACUAUUACCAACACAGACGGGUUGACCAGUUAUAUUACUGACAAAAUAUUAGAAUUAGAGAUUCAAAUCGGUGAACAGUUAGAAAAGAAAAGUAAGGAAAAUGAUAAUUAUGUUGUUAAUGAAAACUAUUUCAUCAAUUUGAUAAAACUUAUUCGUUAUAAAGAAUUAUUCACUAUUUUAGAGAAACUCAAAGAUAAUGAAUCAUUAUCACUAUUAAAACAAUUUAAAAAUAUUAUCAAAUUAUCCAAAUAUCAAUAUUAUAGAUACUUAUCAAUCAACGAAUUUCUUAGCAAUAAUGGCAAAACAGGUUAUAGCAAUCUGGAUGAUCUUAGUAUGGAUGAGUUUUAUUAUUAUUUGAUAUCGACAAAUACAAUCAAUAUUACACAAACCGAUAAUUACUAUAAAAUUUGUCCGAAAUUAUAUCAAAUUUCACAAAGUUCAAUUUUCCCCAGUAAUAUAAUUGCCAAACAAUUGUUAGAAAUGAUAACUGAGUUGAAAUUAAGAUAUGGUAAAGAUGAAACAAUCAUGCCAUGGCAAAAAGUUAAUAAACAAGAGAUCUCUUUGUUACCAUUACCAAUUUAUCAUAUUACUAAUGAUUCCAUUAACAAUUAUAUUUUCAGCUUUUUGGUACUGGUUGAAUUUGAUAAUUUUGAAAUUUUAAUGGAUGAUGCUUGUUUUGGUGAUAUUUAUAAAUUCAAACAAGCUUUUGGUCUGACCCUUGUUGAACCGAGUAAAAAAACUAUGCUUUAUAUUAUAUUACAAGAUCAAAAAAGAAUCAGAGAGUUGUUUAACGAUCCUAGAAUUUUCGAGUCUUAUCGUGAGUUGUUAUCAAAGCAAAACUGA
Molecule: messenger RNA, 1359 nt
Organism: Candida albicans SC5314
Lineage: Eukaryota; Fungi; Ascomycota; Pichiomycetes; Serinales; Debaryomycetaceae
Exons: 1
Coding region: 1-1359 (452 amino acids)
Source: RefSeq, a predicted model, not a curated record